AUGAAACCUCUAUAUCUUGCGAGUAGGCAUGAGUUAACCUCUCGAAUUGUCGUACGAUUAAAAAACAUACAACUAACUAUCUACCCCUCUACCUCGACGAAGAACAUCGUCACCGCACCUCACUCGAUAUCCACCAGCGGGUCAACCUAUCGGGGAGACUGGAGGUUUGCUUCCGCACUAAGUCUACAGACUAUAGGUAAAGAGAAGGCCGUGCACAUUUCACUAGAGAUUGCCUGA
Messenger RNA from Morchella sextelata, 237 nucleotides. RefSeq lists its product as uncharacterized. Bases 1 to 237 code for a protein of 78 amino acids. Lineage: Eukaryota; Fungi; Ascomycota; Pezizomycetes; Pezizales; Morchellaceae. The record is from RefSeq and is a predicted model, not a curated record. The transcript has 7 exons.